AUGUCCACCAGUCUCCAUCAAUACCCGCCAGGGCUCAGUCUUCUCCACACGCCGGACAGCGUCGAUCAGCAACAUCACGUUUUGAUCGCACAACACUCUGGACUUUCACGAACAAACUCCUUGCAGUACGGGAGACUGCAGUUCCAUCAAGGACCGGGUGUUAUUCUGAGUGGCAAUGUCGUGGGUAAGCCUCAUCGCGUACCGUACGCCGACGGACCAUUAGCUGCAGCUCCCCGCACCGACCGAGGCACGAUGCUUCACGAACGAUCAGGCCGUACGUCAGGACCUGUUCGACGCAGAAUCAGCCGAGCGUGCGAUCAAUGUAAUCAAUUGAGGACAAAGUGCGAUGGGCAGAAAUCUUGCUCACACUGUAUAGAAUUCGGGUUGACUUGUGCGUACUUGCGUGAACGUAAGAAACGUGGCAAGGCUUCAAGGAAGGAACUCGCCCAGCAACAAGCUGCUGCGGCAGCACCGUCUGACAAGGUCACACAGACAAGUGAGGAUUCAACGAUCGCAACACCACAGUCACAAGAGACCGCUUCUGAGCGAGCACCAAACGCGAGUCCUACACUGUCUGAGGAUCAGUCAUCUUUUUCCACGUCUUUUGUGCCCAGUCGGUCUGCCAGUCUGGCAACAACCAGAGCCCGGAAACCAAUCCAGGUCUACACAGGCCGCACUAUGAGCUUGGGAGCCAUUGAAUCUAUCGCGGGAGACGUCAUGCGAGCAGCAAAUGACCUACAGCCCCCACAGCCACCUCGAAUACAGACUCACGAAUUGCCCGAUCACGAAUAUACGCCCAUGCAUGGCUUCCAGCAGGGACUCUCAUACCAGUCAUCAAACGCAAUGAUACAACCUAGUUUGAAUCCAACUGUUGCUUCCAACGGCCAAUCCUUGGAGUACUCGGGUCAUCCCUCAAUCACGUUCAUGGCACAAUCUCUUCACGACGAUGCGCCGCCGCAUCUGGAAUUUGUGGCUCACUCGCCCUUGUCUGGAUCACCGACCUGGAUGCUUCCCUCGCCGUCAGCUACGCUGUACUCCGGUGGAACCCACCCGAAGUCUUUGCAGCUCCUUCGAUACCCCGUUCUUGAGCCAGUGGUCCCCUACCUUACAGAUAUUCUGCCUCUUUCACUAGCAUGCGAUCUUUUGGAACUUUAUUUCGAGAGCUCAUCAUCAUUAUAUAUGCAGCCAGUCUCUCCUUACGUCCUUGGCCACGUCUUCAGGAAAAACUCCUUUCUGAGGAGGGAUAAUCCUCGAGUUUGCAGUCCAGCUCUGUUAGCGAGCAUGCUUUGGAUCGGAUGUUUGACCAGCGAAUCACCAUAUCUGGCCUCUUCGCCCUUAGCUAGAAGUCAGAUAUCAGAGAAGCUGAUCAACCUUACCAUCGGACUUCUCAAGCCACUGGUACAUCAGACCCCAGGCACAUACGAUGCAGAGUCUGCAAUGUACAAUACCACCGGUAUAGCUAACGGUGUUACCAUGGGAAGUUAUGGAAUGCCUCCACAAGUCUCGCAAGAGGGUAUUGGUCUCGACAUGCACUUUGGCAACCUAGAUGACGUCGCUACCUAUGUCAAUCUGGGCGUAGUGACUUCGGCAAGCGAGUACAAGGCAGUAUCACUACGUUGGUGGAACGCGGCGUGGUCACUAGCUAGAGAAAUGAGGCUGGGUAAAGAAAUUGUGACGCCGCCGCCCGAACUGUACGACGAGGAGGCUACUGGCAACUUCAAUGAACGCAAUGCCACCCUGGAGACGACAGAAGAGCAACGCGAAGAGUGCAGGCGUAUGUGGUGGCUCUUGUACACCAUGGAUCGUCACCUAGCUUUGUGCUACAAUCGACCACUUUCCUUCACAGACGUAGAGUGUGCAGGUCUUCUGCAGCCCUUUGACGAUCACAUCCCACAUUUCGUCGAAGAGGUCCUGCCUUCGAAUGCACCGGUCACUCCUCCAUUUUCGAAUUUUUCCUACCAUUGAUGACAAUCCUUGGCGAAAUCGUGGACCUCACGCACGCAAGAAACCACCCAAGAUUUGGUGCCAAGACUAACUGGGAUGAAUAUGGAAUGGAGAUCAGUCAGCGGCUGGACGCGUAUGGCCGAUCGCUCCUAGAGAUGCAACAGCGGACUGUCAUGGAGAACAACGCUGACACACACGACCCCGCUCCUCCAGGCACGCCGUCUGUCCGAUCAUCUGGCCCCUCAAGCUCAAAGGCUCAGGAGUCAGUCAUGCACGCUAGGAUUGUAGUGACGUAUGGCACAUAUCUUAUGCAUACAUUCCAUGUCCUCUUGAACGGAAAGUGGGAUCCAAUCUCACUGUUGGAUGACAACGAUCUUUGGAUAUCAUCACAGAGUUUCGUCACAGCAACCGGACACGCAGUUUCCGCAGCUGAGGCACUAAAUGAGAUACUUGAACUUGACCCAGACCUAAGCUUCAUGCCGUUCUUCUUCGGAAUAUACCUUCUGCAGGGCAGUUUCUUGCUCCUGCUAAUCGCGGACAAGCUGCAGGGAGAAGCGAACCCCAACAUUGUGCGCGCAUGUGAAGUGAUAGUGCGUGCGCACGAAGCUUGCAUUGUCACUUUGAACACGGAAUACCAGGUACGUAGUGCUAGCUGCAUGGGACCUAUCUUUUCAAGCUCAACACUGGCGUCACAAGUGCUAACCGGGUGACCGCAGAGAAACUUCCGAAACAUCAUGCUCUCGGCCCUGCAGCAGAUGCGUGGCAGGGGCAUGCAAGCCUCCGUCGAGCGCCGCCGGGAAAUGCUGAGCCUGUACCGGUGGGGCGAUGGGACCGGGCUCGCCCUAUGA
Molecule: messenger RNA, 2792 nt
Organism: Ascochyta rabiei
Lineage: Eukaryota; Fungi; Ascomycota; Dothideomycetes; Pleosporales; Didymellaceae
Exons: 5
Coding region: 1-1965 (654 amino acids)
Biological process (GO): regulation of DNA-templated transcription; DNA-templated transcription
Molecular function (GO): DNA binding; DNA-binding transcription factor activity, RNA polymerase II-specific; zinc ion binding
Source: RefSeq, a predicted model, not a curated record